This is a messenger RNA of Schistosoma rodhaini, 4162 nucleotides long. The record is from the annotation of a GenBank genome assembly. NCBI's taxonomy places the organism in Eukaryota, Metazoa, Platyhelminthes, Trematoda, Strigeidida, Schistosomatidae.
AAUGACUUUUCCUAUUCACCAAUCAGGAUUCGUUAAUUUUAUUUAAACAAAUAAAUUAUUAAUUAAAAAUGUUAGAAGCUUAUUAUAUUUACCUUUUGAAUUAGUUUCUAUGAUGAUAAUUCUCUUUUUUACCUCUCUCUCUCUCAAUGUUUAUAAUCCGGUAAAUUUUUAUUUUCAUUGUAUCUAACUAAACUGUAUUACAUCAAUUCAGUAUCUUUUUCUUUAAAAAAAUAUGAGUAUGUUAUUUGUUCUAUUGAUACUUAUUCAAAAUUGGGUUAUCAAAUUCACAUUAAACACAAAUUCAAAUAAUAGUAAGAUGAUUAAUAAUGAAAAGAACAAUGAUAAUCAAAAGAUUACACUGAAAAAACAAGAAACUAUGCAUAAUGGUAUCAAUAUUGAUAAUGUUGAUGAUAAUAUUAUCACUUUAAUCGAUGGAAAACGGUUAACUGGUAUAAAAUUACAUUUACCAUUGUCUAGUUUAAAUCCAGUGAUAGCUUAUUAUGGUAUAAGAUAUGCAUCAUUAGGUGUUCAGCAUAUUGAUAUUAGAGAUCAAUUAUCCAGAAUGGCUACAACUACGAAUCAUAGUGAUAGUUUUAAAUUUAAUAAUAAUCAUGAUAUAAUGAAAAUGCCUGCAUUACAUCGUUUCAGUCAUUCAGUUGCAUCAUUUUUCUAUGAAUCUCCAAUUGGUGUUUAUUCACAUAGUAUACUUCCACCAGUAUGUCCACAACCAUCAAUACAUGUUCAUCUAGAAGAUAAAGAUAUACCGAAACAGGUAAAAGAUCGAUUGAUACGUUUGUUACCAUUUUUAAGAAAUCAAGAUGAAGACUGUUUAACAUUAAAUAUUUAUGUACCACAACAAGACAAAACAAGAAAAUCCUAUAAGCGACCAAUAUUUUUAUUUGUUCAUGGUGAAUCAUAUGAAUAUGGAAGUGGUAAUGCAUAUGAUCUUUCAGUAUUGGCUAGUUAUAGUGAUACAAUUGGUAUAACGUUAAAUUAUCGGUUAGGAUUAUUAGGUUUUCUUUUUACAAAUAAUCACGGUAUCAGUGGAAAUUAUGCACUCUAUGAUUUACAUGCUGCUAUUAUGUGGAUUAAAACAAAUAUUGAAAGUUUCAAUGGUAAUUCAAAUGAAAUUACAUUAAUUGGUUAUGGUCAUGGAGCUGCUUUAGUACAUUUGUUUUCUUUAUCAAAAAUGUCACAAGGUACAACUGGUAGUGGGAUCAAACGUAUUAUACUAUUGAAUGGAUCCGGAUUUGCACCAUGGUCAACAUCACAUAAAACAUCAUCUAUUUUAAUUGAAUUAUUAAAACAAUUGAAUAUAACAAAUCAAAAUUUAAGAAAUAAUAAAUCAUUAAAUGAGAAUAAUCCUUAUCAACAUCAUAACAUUGAAUAUUCAAAUAGGCAAAAAUCACUCUUUUCACAAACUGACAAUAUGAAUUCAUUGAAACCAUUUAAUGAUUCAUUACAUAAUCUUGGUCCAUUUACUACAAAUAUUAAUCUACCUUUACAAUUAUUAAAACAUCUAUUUUUGACUUUAAAAAAUUCCACUAUUGAAUUUUUAAUAAAUUUACAAGAAAAAUUAACUCAAUCCUUUUUAAUAACACGUUUAGGACCUGUAAUAUCGAGAAAUUUAUUUCCAAAUUACUUGAUUGAUAGUAAUUCAAUUAAAAAAAUACAAUAUGAUCAAGGUUAUCAUAAACCACCACCACCGCAACAACAACAACAACAAUCGCAACAGUGGUAUUCACAAUUUAUUGGUAAAUCUAAUGAAUUGAAUAAUCGAAUAUUAGAAACUCUCAGUAUAGAGACAAGUUUAUUUAUGAAUACAGAUUUAUUAAUUGGAUGGACUGAAGCACCAGCAUCUAAUUUAUAUUAUUCACAUAGUAAUAUACAUAAAAUGCCUUAUAGUCUAUUAAUAGAAAAAUUGGUAUAUGAAAUAUAUCCUUAUAAUCAAGAUGUGAUCAAAGAAAUUAUUGAAUAUGCUUAUUGUAAUUCAGAUAUAUUUCAUUUUAAUAAUAACAAUAAUAAUGAUGAUUAUAUUGGGAAUUCAGAAAAACAAUUCAAGGAGGUUGAUUGUCGUUGGAAAAUUCUAGAUAUAUUAUCCGAUGGAUUAUACACUGUUCCAAUUAUACAAACAUUGAAAAUGCAUAGUGAUUUUUACACAAGUCAAAGAAUGAUCAACAGAAUGCAAAAUCCUUCAUUGUCAUCAUCAUUGCCUACAUUAUUAUUCCCAACUGGUACACCAACAAUAACUCGUUUAAAAGAACAAAUUAACAAUUAUGAUAAACACAGGAAAUCAACUUAUGCAUUAUUCUUUAAUUACAAAACAAGUCAACAAAUUACAAAGCAAAGAAAUGCUACUAGAAAACAAUUACAAAUGGGAAAAAUUGGUUUUGCUGAUGACUUACCAUAUUUACUUGGUGCACCAUUUAUUAGUCCAAAUCAAUUAGAACCAUUCUCUAAUGAAUAUACAGAUAUGGAUAAAAAAAUUUCUGUUAAUUUAAUGAAUUAUUUGGCAAAUUUUAUGCAUAACGGUGACCCAAACAAAGAAUUUAUGGGACAUCAAACUAAAAAAAUACCAGUUCAUUGGCCAGAAUAUACUUAUGAUUCCAGACUUUAUUUACAUGUUGGUGAUGAAUCAAGAAGUAAACAAUCUUUUCAUCAAACCAAAAGCCAUAUACGUAAUUUAUGGGGAAAUAAAGAAAAUGAACAUUUCACAAUGAAACAACUCUAUGAAAGUGAUAAACAUAAAUUAUGGUCUACACUAUUUCCACGUUUAACAUUGAUGGAUAGAAAAACGAAAGGGUUCAGUAUGCACAAUGGGAAUGAAGAUAAUAUUGAAAAAUAUCCAUAUCAACAAACAUUGUUCAGUAAAUACUUUUAUUUUCUUCAGUUAAAGGAAAAAGAUUGGUUAACUGGACAAGUCAACAAAAUGAAAACUAAUUCAAGGCUAUUUCAAAAUUACAACCAAAAUGUAGAAAAUUUGCUAAAUCUUGUGGAGAAUAGUAGAUUGUAUGAAACAACACAUAGUGCCAUUUCUAAUGUAUCAUAUUCUGGAAAUUUUAGUCAACUACCAUUAUACAAAGAAAAUGAUAUUGAUCAGAAUUCAAAUAUAAUAAUAGAAGUACCAUUUGAAAACAAUAAAUUAUUAAUGCAUUCCAAUUUAUCAAAUAAAUCACAAUCAAUUGAUGAUGAAACUAACAUAGAGAUUCAAUCUUAUUCACAAUCAUUAACUAAAUCAGGGCAUUUAUCAUAUUCUUAUUCAACUUUAAUCUGGAUUAUAUUUACAGGAUCAAUAUUGUUUUUACUUAAUACAUUAAUAUUUAUAGCAAUAUAUUAUCAAACACAUCAAUUACGAAAAAAUACUAUAUAUCAACAAUCGAAAUCGAAUAUGAAAACAUCUUCAAUCAAUAAAGGAACAAAACAAAUGUUGAGGAUCAAACAAAAACGUGUAUCAAAUAUCAAUUCAUUAAAUAAAAAUGAAUCUUGGCAAAUAAAUGAAAAAGAUGGUAAAAUAAUUACAUAUCCAGAUGUAAGCAAUAGUUUAUACGGUGUAAAUGUAUCUUCAUCAACCGCUACAUCAUCAGCGGCAGAUUGUUACGCAUUAAAUGAUUUAUCUUAUUCAUUACACCAGCCUCAACAUGUUGGGUUUAAUACUUGUAGUAAUAAAAUUACUCCUGCACUGCAUGAAAUACCAACAGUUACAACGAACCUUUACAAUACUACUGAUAAUAAAGGUAGUAUUAGUAAGAGUUAUGACAAAUGUUUUGUGAAUUUAUGGAAUAUGGACUCACCAACGGUUAUUGGACAAACAACGAACUCACUUGAAACAAAAUAUUUAAUUCAAUAUCCUCAUUAGGGAUAGAAUCGUAAUAUACAAUCAAAAGCAUAUUGAGAAAAUUUGAAGCUUAACAGGAGAUUAUUUGAGUUUUAAAAGAUAUUAUCUAUACAACAAAGUGUUUCAGUUCUGCGACAACAAUAUCUUAACUUCUUAUCAGUUUUUUCUGAAAAACUAUAUUGAAUUAUAACUGUGUGCUGAAUUCACAUGGAUUUACAAUAAACUACUUAUUUCGUUUCCAUAAAUGAAAAAGUAAUAUGUAAUUUAAAAUAUUAAAAAAUAAAUUUGUAUUUAUUGCCGAGCUAAUUAAUAAUACUUGAAUUAUAU